AUGCUUCUUGGAAGGUCACACGAAGACGCGGAUGACCUGUUGCACGACAUUCAGGAAUUUGAGAGGAUCGACCGUGAGCGACGAGAACGCUUCGGGACAGCGGCUGAGCGAAGAGCGACGAGCGAUGCACCUCGUAUGCAACCUACACCCAAGGCACUGCUGCAGGGUGCGUCCGGGUACGACUGGCGGGACCAGCGGCCAGCUGUCACAAAUCAGACGUCAAACGUCACUGGUGCAGUGCUAUUCAACAACUGUGGGUGCGAAAUUCUUGUUGACAUGGAGGACGGAGAGGUUAUUGUGCCGGUGUUUACGAGCGGAAAUGAUGAUGUGGUUCUACGUAAAGGACAAAGACUUGGCCACGCGACAGAGGUGGACAUCCCGGGUUGCGAGAUGAAGAAAAUAAAUGAGUGCAGAGAGGAGUGCAGCGCCGCGAAGCCAGAGCAAAUUCUGGUUACGGAGGCGCGACGGCCGAUUGGGAGCGAGGAAAUGAAAAUGGGCCCCUCCGUAACAGAGGAGCAGCGUCGUGAGCUCGCAUGCCUCCAAAAUGAGUACCAGGAUUGUUUCGCCGCCAAUCUCAGUGAACUUGGCUGCACACCUGCCCUUUCGAUGGACAUACAGGAGAUACCUGGUAGCACACCCGUGACUGUUCGGCCCUACCGCACAAAUGCAGCAAAGCUAGAGGCUAUACGAGACAUCGUCGGAGAGUGGAAAAGAGAGGGAAUCGUAACUGAGACACAAUGCGAGUAUGCGAGCCCAGUCAUUCUCGUCGAAAAGAAAAAUGGAGAGCCGCGCGUGGUAGUAUACUAUCGUCGGCUGAACGCUCAGACGAUAAAGGAGAAGUAUCUCUUGCCAGCUAUCGAUGACCAGCUCGAGGGUCUUGCCGGGGCCAAACUAUACGUCGUCCUUGACCUGGCACAUGGAUACCUCCAAGUCCCUUUGGCCAAAGAGGCCAAAAAAAACUGCAUUUAUAACUCCUGA
This is a messenger RNA of Rhipicephalus microplus (southern cattle tick), 978 nucleotides long. RefSeq lists its product as uncharacterized. Lineage: Eukaryota; Metazoa; Arthropoda; Arachnida; Ixodida; Ixodidae. The record is from RefSeq and is a predicted model, not a curated record.